UUUCUUUCAAGAUUGUAUUGUCAGACUGAUUUUACUUCUGAACCAGAGAUUCCGGAGGUCCUAGCUUGUCCAAGCUAGGGGAUGAAAGCUCGAAACAAUUCCUCCCUCAUCUUGUCUACAUUCCCCGAUUGACCCGCGAGCUCACACCAUACCCAUACACGAGCGAAGAAGGAAGGCACGCGACAAUGGCACAGGCUACAGGUGGGAGAGAAUCUCCCAAAACCCAUAGAAUGGGCGAGCAUUGGAGCGGUGGCAAUCCUGUUCCAACCAUCAGCCACUUCAUGGAUCGUCUGGAGCAUGACAAGCAGGAGCGAAAGGCCCAUGAAGAGACGCUGGCGGCCAGAAAGCGGGAGCAACAGGCCCAGAACCAGGAGAUGCCUCAUAAGCCUCGGGAGACCACCGGCAAGACGCGCAUGGUAACCGAUCCCACUACGGGCAAGGAAAUUGAGGUGGAAGACUUGGAUGAAGACUCGAUGGAUGCUGUGAAAGACCCCAGGUUGGUAGUCCCCAAUGCCAAUCUUGGAAAACCAACGGAGGUCAAAACAGCGCCAGACCAAAGCCUUUCGCAAUAUAAGGAGAAUCAGGACAUUACGGCACCGCCCGAUCCGAUCGCAGAGGGCACCACUUCAGAUGUCCCUAUCCACGGCGAGAAAACAAAUGUUCUAUUCCACCCCACCCCGACAGUCACCUAUAAGCCGAUGUUUGAUCAAUUGGAAAGACGAGGAAUUGGUCUAUGCUUGGGUAUAGUUGCGGGAAUUGUCUUCCUGGGCCGCAUGUUCAAUGGAUCGCUAUGGGGCCUGCUUCCGCUCAGUUUCUGUAUUGCAAGUGGUGUUUGGCUGUGGGUGCAAGAAGUCAUCCGCAGUGGCCGGGAAAUGGAAUGGAGCAGUGAACAGAUCCGGGGUCAAAUGGCCACCGCCAACCUACUUCCGGAAUCCGUCGAAUGGAUGAAUUCGUUUCUUGGUGUGUUUUGGGGCCUGAUCAAUCCUGAGAUGUUAUCUCCCGUCGCCGACACCAUCGAAGACAUCAUGCAAGCUUCGGCGCCGGGUGUGGUUGAAAACGUGCGCAUCGCGGAAAUUGACCAGGGAAACAACCCUAUCCGGAUUCUGAGCCUGCGCGCAUUGCCAGAUGACCAUGUGAAGCAGCUCAAGGAUCAGGUUCACGAAGAGAACGUCAAGAACAAGGACCCUCAGGAGGCUGCGGCUGCCGAGGAAGGCGGCGAUUAUUACAAUAUUGAAGCAUCCUUUGCCUACCACGCAAAACCGAGCGGUCAAACAACUUCGUCCAAGGCGCGCAACAUGCAUAUGCAGAUUGUGUUCUAUCUGGGCGCCAAAGGCCUUUUUGGAGUACCAUUUCCUGUCUUUGUAGAAUUAACGGAAUUGGUAGGCACCGUGCGAGCAAGGUUCCAGAUGAUGCCCGAGGCUCCUUUUGUGAAGGACGUGACGUUCAGUCUAGUUGGCCUUCCCCACGUCAAGGCCGGAUGUAUGCCUAUGGUCAAAGGGGGAGUUAACAUCCUCAAUCUGCCCUUAAUCUCAAACUUCGUCAACUAUGCCAUUGCCACAGCGGCUGGUUUGUUUGCAGCACCCAAGUCCAUGACAAUGGACCUUAGCAUGUUGCUCAAGGGCGACGAUAUCGUCAAGGAAACCCAGGCUCUGGGCGUGAUGUGGGUGCGUAUCCACCGUGCAAUUGGCCUUAGCAAACAGGAUCGGCGCGGCAGCUACGGUGGGGGCAGCGAUCCGUAUAUCAACCUGUCGUUCUCCAAGUAUGGAAAGCCCAUGUACUGUACUCGUGUGAUUACAGACGACUUGAACCCGGUUUGGGAGGAAACCGCCGCCUUGCUAGUCACACCCGAGCUCAUCAAGGCGGAUGAAGCCCUGAGCGUCGAACUCUGGGACUCGGACCGCACGACUGCUGAUGACAUCGUCGGCAAGGUAGAGUUACCUAUUCGGAAGAUGAUCCAGCACCCUGGCAAGAUGUAUGCGCAGGUGUCAAAACUACAAGGCCUCAACGAAGGCAGCGAGAUGCCAGGAGAGCUGCAUUGGGAAGUGGGCUUCUUUGGCAAACCGAAGCUCAGGGCAGAGUUGCGAACCGAUGGCAAGAAGAAAGAUCUACCCGAGCAAUUUAGAGACGUCCAGGAGUUCCAAGACGAGAAGGGUGUCAUUAGCAACGAGGAGGAGGAUGCCAUCACCCAUACGCCUCCAGAUCCCUUGUGGCCCAGCGGUAUUCUUAGCAUCGUGAUCCAUCAGAUUGUCAACCUGGAGAUCAACAAUGUCAAGGGUAGUGAAGGAAACCGCAAGGGACGCGAAUACGAGCCAGCCAAACCGUAUGGCGACAACACAGAGGAAGAAGGCAGCCAUCUUCCCACAAGUUACUGCAAGAUUAUCCUCAACGACGAGCUGAUCUACCGCACACGCGCCAAGGCCUUGAGCUCCAAGCCCAUCUUCAACGCCGGAACGGAACGAUUCAUUCGUGACUGGCGAUCCGCCUUUGUGACUAUCGGAGUGCGCGACCAGCGUUACCGCCAGCACGACCCAAUUCUGGGGGUCGUGCCUCUGAAGAUCUCAGACCUCUUGCAAACCAGCUCCCAAGUCACCAGAUGGUAUCCUCUUGAUGGUGGAAUUGGAUUCGGACGCAUCCGCAUCUCUAUUCUGUUCCGGUCCAUUGAGACUCGCCUCCCACCCAACAUGUUAGGCUGGGACGUUGGCACCUUUGAGUUUGUCUCCGAGAAACUCACCACUGUGAACUUCAAUCAACGCUGCAAGAUCAAGCUCCGCACCGGUGGCAGCAGCGGCAAGAUCACCAAGCACGUCUGCUCCGUCGACGAGAACAAUAACCUCACCUUCGACCUUUCAGACGAGACAUAUCGCCGUAGCCUCCGGCUCCCCAUCAAGCACCGCUAUCGUUCCCCUGUCGUCUUCGAAUUCCAUACCCACAAGAAACAUCACCCGUCCGCAUAUGCCGUCUUCUGGCUCCAGCACCUGGUUGACAACGAAACCACGGAGAUUGACAUUCCCAUCUGGCACACCAAGAACGGCAAACGCCUCACGCAGAACUACAUCACGGAGCAAAACUGGGAGUCAAAGAAGUCCCCCGGGCUGGAAGACCUUCGCGAGAUAGGCCGCCUCCGCUUCAGCGGCCGCUUCAGCCCAGGCAUCGACGACUCGCACGAACGGUUCGUAGUAGACAGCAACUCGCGCGAGACCUUCGAGACCUGGGAGGCCUGCGUCGCGGAGGGCGUGCGCUCCCAGCACAUGUCUGCUUCCGUCCCAGAGGAAGUCGAAGAGCUGCACGAGAAAUCACUCAUCGACGGCCGCGACAUUCUCAAGCACGCUGACCCACGCGAACGCAAACGCUGGCUCGACAAGCAAGGCUACGACUGGAGCGGCGCCUUCGGCCACGACCCCAGCGCCUAUCUUGACGAGCACGGCAAGCAAGUCGCAGAACCGGGCAGAGAAUCUCCGCCGCAUAACCCGUACAACCCCCCACGUACCGAGGCCACAGCCUACGGUACCAUGCACGCGGAGGAGAAAACAAAAGCCCACCCAGACAGCUCCUCGUCUAGUGAAUCCGACGACGAUGACGAUCACGAUCACGAGAUCAACAACUCCUUGCAACCUCAGCAGCAGCGAACCCUAGCUGACAACGACGACUUCGACGUCAACAGCAACCUCCGCCGCUCCUCGGAGACAGGCACCAACACCACUACAACUGCCAGCGCCAGCAGCGGACCCAGCCGCUCCAGCACCAACGAGGUCCAAAAGAAGGCCGAACAGCGCAGCGAACAACGCCAGCAGCGGGGGAUGAUGCAGUGGCGCCCUGUGCGGAACGCGGUGUUCGCGCGCGACGAGACCAAGUACGCGCUCCGUAAGAUGAAGAUGAAAUUCACAGGGAAUCUGUCGGGUCGGGAGCCAGAUAUCGAGACCGAGACGGGGACUUGAGUUUGAAAUACCUACCAUGAUUUGUUCUCGUUCUUUUCGGGUUCUUCUAGUUCGAUUCAAUUGUGUACACUACAGUCUGGAGUUAUGAGUAUACUAAUGAAUGAGCCU
Messenger RNA from Aspergillus homomorphus CBS 101889, 4043 nucleotides. RefSeq names its product C2 domain protein. Gene Ontology annotation, molecular function: lipid binding. The transcript has 5 exons. The record is from RefSeq and is a predicted model, not a curated record. The coding region runs from base 186 to 3935 and encodes 1249 amino acids. NCBI's taxonomy places the organism in Eukaryota, Fungi, Ascomycota, Eurotiomycetes, Eurotiales, Aspergillaceae.